Messenger RNA from Corythoichthys intestinalis (scribbled pipefish), 5242 nucleotides. Its product is annotated as protein c-Fos-like. Bases 133 to 1059 code for a protein of 308 amino acids. Gene Ontology annotation, molecular function: RNA polymerase II cis-regulatory region sequence-specific DNA binding; DNA-binding transcription factor activity, RNA polymerase II-specific. Gene Ontology annotation, biological process: regulation of transcription by RNA polymerase II. The transcript has 4 exons. NCBI's taxonomy places the organism in Eukaryota, Metazoa, Chordata, Actinopteri, Syngnathiformes, Syngnathidae. Gene Ontology annotation, cellular component: nucleus. The record is from RefSeq and is a predicted model, not a curated record.
GCUCACUAUAAAAGGGGGGGUCCUCCUCGCCACUCGCUGCACUGAAGCGUUCAUCAAGCUGGCAAAUGGAAGGAGACAAGUGAACGUUUGAAUUAUUGACGCAACUAAAAUAUUGAUUUGUAGGUAGAAUAAAUGAUGCACCCGGAUUAUUCCUCGGACUCGUCCAGCUGCAGCACAGCAUCGCCUGGUGGGGACACCCUUGGGUGCAGCCAGCAUCGUUUGUCGCCGGCAAUUGACAACGACGAGGAUGUAGACAGCGGUGCUUCAGACUGCCUCGUCCCCACGUCAGGUGCCUCCUCGCCGGCUAGGAAGCGCCACGUUCCGCCUUCCAAAGGCAGGGGGAGCCAGACGUCUUCCGGCAAAAAGGCCAAGACGUCCGGCUGCAGGAAAGGGCAGAAAGAUAAGCUUUCCAAAGAAGAAGAUGAGAGGCGUAGGAUUCGCCGAGAGAGGAACAAAAUUGCCGCCGCAAAGUGUCGAAACCGUCGGCGGGAGUUGAUCGACACCUUGCAAGCUGAGACCGACCAGCUCGAAGACGAGAAGUCUAACCUCCAGUCAGAAAUCGCCGAGCUUCUAAAGGAGAAGGAGCGACUAGAACGGGUCUUGUCCUCCCACGAGCCCUCCUGUCACCUCCGGGCCGAGAAGACUGAAGACGACGACGUCGCACAGUCGCCCGAAAGCAACGGCGUCGCCGCCCGGGUCCCCCGCGCCGCCAUUUUCGGCGAUUCCGACAUCCUGCUGUGCGCUAGCGCCCGGGAGGAACCUGACGGGACGCCGGAUGACCUGGACGACUUAGUCCCCAGCCUGGAGAUGGAGGUCACCCAGUCCCGGGACGAGGCGACGGGCGGGGUCUUCGUCCCCGACGUGAGCGCCCCGCCCGACUGGGAAACUUUGUACAAAUCUGUAGCCGACGACCUGGACUGUCUUAGCUCGCCACUUGCAGAAUCUUGCGCCGACUUCCGCGCCAGCGUCUUCUCCUUCAACUUGGACGACAUGGACGCCUUGGCGGAAAGCGGCGGCUUCGAGGAUAGUCUCAACUCGCCUACGCUUCUGGCGUUGUAAAUGCAAAAAAAAAAAAAAAAACAACAACAACAAAAGAGGUUAUGCAAUGAUCGUUUUACCCUGACAAGGCGCUUUAAAAACUCUUUCAAACGAACUAAAACGUACUUUUUAAAGUACAUGAAUAAAGUCUAAAUACAUUGGCUGCCAUUGACAGCGAUAGAAGUCUGGGAGACUGGGAAAAGACUGGGAGGGCAAAUGAUUAUGAAAUGUAAAUAAUGAAUCAAAUUAUUCUUAUUUUUAAUCUCGCAUGAUAACUGCCCUUGAAUCUGAAGGAAUUUUCAUUUUUACUCGGUGGAUGUCAUUGACAGCAAUGGACAACCAAUCCAUUUUGACAGGAAAAACGGAAAAACAAAUAAUUAUGAUCAAGAAUUAAUCUCAUUUUUAAUCUCGCUUGAAAAUUACUGAAAAACCCUUAAUUUGUUUUGAAUUUAAAUUAUGAGUUUCCACUGACAAUGAUCGAUGAAUGCAUUUUGAAUUCGAGGGUUAGUAACCCUGUUCUGAAAUUAAUCUCAUUAAUCUCGUUUUUAAUCUCGCUUGAAAAUUGCUGAAAAAAACCCCACAUAAUUGAAAUUUUUAGCUGCCAUUGACAAUAACCAAUCCAUUUUGGAUUGCAGGGCUAAUAACUAUGAUCUGAAAUUAAUCUGCUUUUUAAUCUAUCUUGAAAAGUGCUGAUAAAAUCCCACAAUUUUUUGGGAAUUUGAAUUUAAAUUAUGAGCUUCCACUGACAAUGACCAGUCCAUUUUGAAUUCGAGGGCUCCGAUCUGAAAUUAAUCUCAUUAAUCGCAUUUUUAAUCUCGCUUGAAAAUUGCUGGAAAACAUCCCUCACAUAAUUGACAUUAUUAGCUGCCAUUGACAAUAACCAAUCCAUUUGGAAUUGGAGGGCUGAUAACUUAUGAUCUGAAAUUAAUCUCAUUAAUCUAAUUUCUAAUCACACUUGAAAAUUGCUCGAAAGAAGCCCUCACAUAAUUGAAAUUAUAAGCUGCCAUUGACAAUAACCAAUCCAUUUUGAAUUUCAGUGUUAAAUAACUAUGAUCUGAAAUUAAUUGUAUUAGUACCAUGUUUAAUCUCUCUUGAAAAUUGCUGGGAAAAUCCCUAACAUAAUUAAAAUUAUUAGCUGCAAUUGACAAUAACCAAUCCAUUUUUAAUUCGAGGGCUAAUAACUAUGAUCUGAAAUUAAUCUCAUUAAUCACCUUUUUAAAUCUCAUUUGAAAAUUGCUGACAAAAGCCCUCAAUUUUGUUUUGAAUUUUAACUUAACUCAUUGGCUGCCACUCACAAUGAUAGCCCAUCAAUCUAUUAUGAAUUCCAGGGCUAAUAAUGAUAUGAAAUUAAUCUAAUUUUUAAUCUCGCUUGAAAAGUGCUAAAAAAAAAAAACAACAAAUUUUGUAUUGAAUUUUUAUUUAAUCCAUUGGCUGCAAUGUACGAUGAUAGACCAUUAAUCAGUUUAAAUUUUGAUGGCUAAUAAUUAUGAUCUGUAAUCAAUCUGAUUAAUCUCAUUUUAACUGUCGCUCAAAAAUUCAUAAAAAUCUCAAUUUGAGCUCCUUGUCAUUUAACUCAAUAAGGACGAGCGAUGUCUAAUCAUUUUUGACUAAAAAGGCUAAUAAUUAUAAUAUGUCAAUUAUCUAAACAAUCUAAUUUUUAAUCUUGUUUAAAAAAAAAAACAACCUAAAUUGGAGUUCAUAAAUUAUUUAAAUAAUUCCCUGCCAUGGACGACGAUCGAUGUCCAAUCCAUUUUGACUGGGAGAGGCUGACGGAGACAAAUAAUCACUGCCAGCCUCUUCCAGUCAAAAUAAAUUGGACUUCGAUCACCAUCAAUGGCAUGGAAUGAGUAUAAUUAUUUUUCUUAAAAAUCAUAGAAAGGUUUGAAUAUCUCUCUUAUGCUGCAUGUCCUCAACCAGACUACAGAGCCACCUGGCAUGUUGUGGCAAAAUGCGGUAUUACGCUAAACUAGCGCAACUAUUGGAACCUAAAAACAUCGACAGAAAUAAAAUAAAUUUAAGCAAUCUAGUGCGCACCAGAAACUGGUAAACAUUAGCAUGAUAUAACAUUUAAGCUAGCGGAUUAUUGCAAUUGGCUAACUUGCAUAGCAAAAGUUGGCUAUUUUAAAUGCUAUAUCAUGCUAAUGUUUACAACAAUUAGCUAACUUGCAAAGCAAAAGUUCGCUAGCUUAAAUGCCAUUGAAUGCUUAUGUUUACAACUGUCUAACUUGAUUAGCAAAAGUCCGCUAGCUUAAAUGCUAUAUACAUUUAAAUGCUAUAUAAUGCUAAUGUUUACAACAAUUGGCUAACUUGCAGAGCAAAAGUCUGCUAGCGUCAAUGCUAUACAAUGCUAAUGUUUACAACAAUUGGCUAACUUGAAUAGCAAAAGUUCGCUAGUUUAAAUGCUAUAUACUGCUAAUGUUUACAACAAUUGGCUAACUUACAUAGCAAAAUUCCACUAGCUGAAAUGCUAUAUAAUGCUAAUGUUUAAAACUGGCUAACCUGCGUAGCAAAAGUCCAUUACCUUAAAUGCUAUAUAAUGUUAAUGUUUACAACAAUUGGCUAGCUUGCAGAACAAAAUUCCGCUAGUUUAAGUGCUAUAUACUGCUAAUGUUUACAACAAUUUUCUAAUUUCCAAAGUAAAAGUCUGCUAGCGUAAAUGUUAUACAAUGCGAACGUUUACAACAAUUGGCUAACUUGAAUAGCAAAACUCAGCUAGUUUAAAUGCUAUAAAAUGCUCAUGUUUACGAUAAUUGGCUAACUUGCAAAAGUCCGCUAUCUUAAAUGCAAUAUAAUGCUAAUGUUUACAACAAUUGGCCAACUUGAAUAGCAAAAGUUCGCUAGUUUAAUGCUAUAUACUGCUAAUGUUUACAACAAUUGGCAAACUUGCAUAGCAAAAUUCCACUAGCUGAAAUGCUAUAUAAUGCUAAUGUUUAAAACAACUGGCUAACCUGCGUAGCAAAAGUCCAUGACCUUAAAUGCUAUAUAAUGCUAAAUUUUACAAAAAUUGGCUAACUUGCAAAGCAAAAGUUCGCUAGCUUAAAUGCUAUAUAUUGCUAAUGUUUACAACAAUUGGCGAACUUGAAUAGCAAAAGUCCACUAGUUUAAAUGCUAUAUACUGCUAAUAUUUCUAACUAUUGGCUAACUUGCAUAGCAAAAAUCCGCUAGCUUAAAUGCUAUAUAAUACUAAUGUUUCCAACAAUUGGCUAACUUGCCUAACAAAAGUCAGCGACCUUAAAUGCUAUAUAAUGCUAAUGUUUACAACAAUUGGCUAACUUGCUUAGCAAAAACCCGCUAUCUUAAAUGCUAUAUAAUGCUAAUAUUCACCAGAUACUUUCUGGUGCGCACUAGAAAUGUUCUGGUGUGAACCAUAUUGCCUAAAUUUAUAUUAUUUCUGUCAAUGUUCCUUGAGGGGCUCUGUAAAAACAAUAGAUACAUUAAAAAAAAAAAAAAGCUGGCUUCACUGUACUCGUUUCUUUGUGUUUACUGUUGUUUACAAGAUGACAUAUACAAUUCUUCCAUUCUUGUAGUGCCGUUUCCCCCCCAAAAAUGCAUGCAAAUGACUUGUAAUAACAGAUUUAUCCCUUCUGUGUAGCGUGAAGCUGAAUCUAUAUGUGUAAUUGAAAAUCUUGUGAUGUAACAAAAUGCAAAAAUGUAGCAGGGUUAUUAUAAAAGUGUAGCAUUUGACAUGUUAAUGUAUGUAUAUUGCUGUCAUGUCACACUUCCAUGUGAAUGUUUGCUCCACCUCUUUGCCAGGAUGUAUUUUAUGAUAUAGUUUAUUUUUUUACGUGUGCAAAAUGUAUGAUGCGAAAGGAGAAAUAAAAAGUGUCAUUUGAGUGUUGCUUAGCGGACAAUUUCAGGGGUAUACAGGUAAGAAUUUUCAGACUCAUUUGUAGACUUUUAUUUUUUCAUAAAUGUGUAUGUAAAAUGAUGUAAGCCUAGUGCCAUUAUAUUUAUUAUAUCUAUUAUAAAAAAAUAUAUAUUUACAUUAUUUGAUGUGAUAUUAUUCAAGUGAGGAACCAUAACAUGACAUGUAUCCUGUUCAAAUAUAUCACAUUAAAAUGUGAAACUUGACCAUGUUUAAAUUGGGAAUUUAGCAUCUUAAAAUGCACAAACUAUCAUAAAUUCAUACUGAACUUAAUAAUAUUUGUAAUUUAUGAAAUAUGUCAUUUGUGAAUGAAGUAAUGAUAUCAAAAAACACCUAAAA